AUGAGAGCGGGGAGUCGCAAGUCCUCUACACACUCUUCUGUGCGCCGCGCGGCACCACGUGGGACCAUCAGUGCAGUGCGGAAGAGUCCCACACCCAAAACGGCCGUCUCUCGCGGUGGUGGAAGCCAAAGCCGCCGCAGCAGCAGCGUUAGUAGUUCGACUCUCCGGCAGAGCCGCACGGGGUUGCCGGCAGAUGUAAAAUCAGACAAACGCCGGUCCACCAUUCGCGGUGCUGGUGGUAGUAUUAGUUUUAGAUCGGAACGACAACGAUUAGCCAGCAAGAGUUAUGGUAGUCCCAGUCGAAGUGACACUCCGGGUCUUUACUCCGUUGGAUCAAGAAAAAGACUUGAUGGCUCAGCACGGUCUAGGCAUAGUUCACGAGCUGCAGUAGAUGUGGCGCUCUCACGUUUACAGCGAUGGGGACGAGUUCUGAUUCUCCGUCAAGUGUUACGUACCCCUGGAGCGUUAGCAAAUCGAAUUAGAGAAAUUCUUACAAUGGAGUAUCGUUUAUGGAAGUUACGAGUUCGUAUGGCAAAACGUGUAUUACGUGAGGCAUUUAAUAAUUACGCUAUAAGUAAACGUGAAGAUCCUACAUUAGCAUUACAACGAAUGCGGGAAGAUGCUGUAACUGUUAUUAAUGCCUUUCUUCGUGCAAGGAGUGAUGAAAUAGUUAUACAGAGAAAACGAUUAGUAAUAUUCAAGAAAGCGGCAGAGACGAUUGAAAAAGUAUGGGUAAAAAGUCCACUUUAUCAAUACCUUAAAAAUCUUUCGCUUGAGAAUAGAAUGCAACGUCUUCUUUUUAAACAAGAAAGUAUUGAAAGACGAGAUAUAAUACGUCAACGAUGGGUAUUUCUUGUAGAGUGUCAUCAGCGUUGUUAUAAUGAUCCAAUACUGUUAGAGGCUGGUAUAGCUGUACGUAGCCUUGAAUGGUGGGAAAAUGUGGUUAUGGAUAGUGAUAAAGAAUAUAUGUACAAGUUACGCGCUAGUAAAGAAAAAAAUGAAAAAGAAGAAAUGACAGAAGAAUUGACAGAAGAAGAACGUCUUUUGCGAAGAGAUCAUAGAGAAUCUACAGGUACAUUUUUAGCACGUUCUUCUUCACGAUCUUACUCUUUAUCAGGUUAUGAUAAAGCAAGAGUUUUAGGUGAUAUUUCGUCAAAAAAAUUAAUGGGUCAACAUAUCCUAGAUGAUGGAAAAGAGUUAAAUAAAUCAUUAUCAUCUGAAUUAGUUCAUAAUAGUCGUUUCUACAAGCGAGCAGAUGCUUCUUUUGUAUUUGGUAUCCUUCAAGAAAUGGGACGAUUGGAAUUUGCAUUAUCUAUGGGUGCACGACCUAUUUAUUUAGGUGUACCAUUGGAAUUUGUAGAUUCUCUUGUAAGUUCUACAUCUCUGGCUAGACUUCAAGAGACUAAAAAUGCAUUAAAACUUAUAAAAAGUCGUUUUGUUUGUUUUGGUGGAGCGUUUUUACGUGAAAAUUUACAAACUUUACCUUUGUUUAGAGAGGUUAGUAUGCAACUUCAUUCUCGUGAAAUGGAAGCAUUAUCUACUCAGCAAACAAUGUUUACUACAUCUGAAGAUGCAGAUGCUGUUAAAGCUUUCUUUCUUCAACCUCUUUCGAGAAAAAAACGACGUGUUAAAGCUGCGGGGUCACCUUUAGAUUACAGUCUAAGUGCUGCUAUUAUGGGAAAAGGAUGGGUGGAGUUAUACCGUAGUCUAGUACAAUAUUUAUAUCCUACUGGGAAUAAAUCUAUUGAUACUUCACGUCGUAUUACAGAAAUAACAUCAUCUUCUUCAACUUCGCAAACUAUUAUUUACCGUCGAAAUGUGGGACAAUUUCAUCCUCGUUGUGGUGUACACAUGACAUUAGAGGAACUCACAGUACCAGUUACAAAGACAAAUUCAAUGAAAGAUUCUAAGCGUUCUACUUCAAUGACGGCGCGAAUGAGUAGUGGAGCGAGUUCUGUGCAACCUGUAAAGUUAUUGGGAAGUGAAUAUGAGAGCACAUAUGAAAUUGAACGACUUUUGAUACGGGAGAGUAACCAUCGAUUAAAAUUGAAAAAUCAAUACAAGACAGAGAUAAGUGCGCUUGAGUGUCUAUUUCAACGUGAUCACAUAAUUAAUAAUCUAAAUAGUAACGAAAAAAAUGACAAAAAAGACCAGAGUGAAGUUUCCUUUGUAAAGGCAUCUCUAUUACGUACGUCUACGUCAUCUUUUGCGGUGCUACGCAGUUUAUUAAAGUCAUGA
Trypanosoma theileri is the source of this 2238-nucleotide messenger RNA. RefSeq lists its product as uncharacterized. The transcript has a single exon. The record is from RefSeq and is a predicted model, not a curated record. The coding region runs from base 1 to 2238 and encodes 745 amino acids. NCBI's taxonomy places the organism in Eukaryota, Euglenozoa, Kinetoplastea, Trypanosomatida, Trypanosomatidae.